Aphanomyces invadans is the source of this 1017-nucleotide messenger RNA. RefSeq lists its product as hypothetical. The coding region runs from base 71 to 949 and encodes 292 amino acids. The transcript has a single exon. The record is from RefSeq and is a predicted model, not a curated record. NCBI's taxonomy places the organism in Eukaryota, Oomycota, Saprolegniomycetes, Saprolegniales, Verrucalvaceae.
CCGGACUUCCGAGGGGGGUGGUCCAGUCGGCCCAGUCAGUUUCGAGCAUCACACGUAGCAGUCAGUCGUCAUGCAAGCGAUGCAGGCGCUCUUGGCGGUGUCCAACACCAAGCAGUGGCCCGAGAACAUCAUCAACGACCCAGAUAUCUUAUCGCUCGACGUCAAUGGCGAGUACGUAGUCUGCAAGAUCUGUAGCGAGAUCGACAAGGCCCGUGAAGGCUCUCGAAUUGUUCGAAUGAACGGCCCGUACCGGACAGCGGCGUGGGAUCGUCACAAAAUGCGCAACAUGGCUCAUCGAAAACCAGGUGACCCGCCUCUUCCCUUGCUUCCGUCGUCCGGAAUAAUAAAACGCCGAAAGAAGAAAGCCGACGGUACAGAAGCCGACGAGGAUGCGCCCAUUGCCAAGUCUAUCAGCCGCAAGAAGAAACACAAGUCCGAGUUGAACACGACAUUGAGCGUCGACUUGGUCGGCACGUGCCCCGGUGCGAUCCCAUUUGAGAAGGCCACCCUCGUCCAGAAGCACUUGCGUGCCUUCCAAAUGUUUUACAUUCCAUCGCCGGUGUUUUCAAUCCACUAUGACGACACGAAGAAGUGGUUCCAGGUCCACUCGCGGUAUUGCGCCAAGGAAUUGGUACUGAAUCGGCGCGCUGACCGCGGCCAAGCGUGUGAAGCUUGCUAUCAACUCUUCACGGAUCGCCAGCGCUUAAUGUGGAAGCGCGUGACCAACACGGAGGGUUUACUGGCCACGAUUGAAGCACUGCGGUCGACAAACCACUCGGACAUCGACGCGAACGUCAUCUCGAAGUUCCUCCAGACCAAAUCGUCACUCUACAACACACGCGGCCUUGCGCUUCGGAAAGCCGCCAAGCUCGCCGUCGAGUACAUUGUGGAGCGCCGCCGCCUGAUCGAAGACAUCGAUUUGCUCGUGAUUCCGCUGGCGCAUAAUUAGCUCUAUGUGGAGUGGUUGAUCGAUUUAAAUAUUAGUUUGUUUAUUCAAACACACGGCGAAGCCACUGG